UACGAACUCGAAGAGGUGUCGUUGUCAGCCCUGCUCUGUAUUCUGAAGCAGUCGUAUAUUGACACUCGCUCAGUGAUUCGAAGGGAACCUCAUGUGGCUCUACUGAUACAGAUUCUUAACGACACAGCCGUCUAUCCGAGCGAUGUGAAUGUGCAAGAGCUUGUAUCACCUACACCUCGUAGAACAUCAGCAGCCGCUCUUCCAGCCAUCCAAUUGAUUUCGGCUGCCGUCUCACGUUAUGCAGUAUUUCGUGCGUCGAUCCGAGGUACCGAUUCGGAUAUUAUGUUGACCCCGCUGCAGACACUACUGCUAUCACCGCUUCAGCCAUCUGGAAUUAACAUUCUGGACAUUGUGUUGUUAUACAUUGAGCAGGCAGAUGACCUGCCAUGCCAUGCUCUGUACGCUGGACGGAUUCUUCGUGAACUGUGCGCCAUACGACCGUCUCUUCAAUCGCAAAUGGUCGAGCUACUCAAGGCACGAAAAUCGGUGGCACGAUAUGCUCGUGCGAUUCGAAGUGUUCUUAAUCCGAGUACAAUACGAUAUAGGAUCUCGGAUAUGGUAGCUCCG
Molecule: messenger RNA, 567 nt
Organism: Ostertagia ostertagi
Lineage: Eukaryota; Metazoa; Nematoda; Chromadorea; Rhabditida; Trichostrongylidae
Source: the annotation of a GenBank genome assembly